GGGGGCAACUGUUUUAAUCCCAGUCCUACCUGGUCGGAGAUGCGGUUUUCUUCCGAACCGCAUCUUCGUCCUCUCUGUGCGGCCUACCAUCAAGCUGGAGCGGCGUUUCCUGCCGGGACUACAGCUUCGCCGGCGGUGCAAAUGCUGGGACACCAACAUCGUUGAGCUGCGGCUGCAGAGCGUCCAGCCGCGGGCGGGCGGCACUGGAUUUCAACACCGCGGGGCCUGGUAUCCGAGUUCGCCAGUGUCAGAGGUCCGGCCAGCGCGGCCUGAGAACUUUGGACAUUGCAGUCUUCAGGGAGGAAGCGGCCGCUUCAGUCCAGGCCGCUGAAGAAUGUUCACCCGACGCCGAUGAUCCAGCUUCGCGGCAGAGGGCCUGAAAACAUCGAGUUGGCUGAGGAGGCCACAUAUAGACCCCGACCUCGGGUGGACUAUGAGGGGGUGAACUGGAUAUUUUUAGUGCCUUCCCUCACAGUGAAUUCUGCUGUGGGGGGACGUUUCUUGUUGAUUUCUAUAGUGUACUGUUCUGUGUCUUUUUUUCUUUUUCUCUUUUUUGUUUUGUAUAGAUUUAUUGACAUUUAAUCUGUUCAAUUAGUUUAAUCAAUCUCUGUAAAGCACUUUGGUUCAAAUUGAUUUUGUUGAAAAGUGCUAUAUAAAUAAACAUUAUUAUACAUGUGAAUGAAAUAAAAUACCAGAGCAAAAGGAGGCUACAGAUUUUUGUUUAUUGAGCAGAGCUCCUAGUCAUGGAAAGAUUCAGAUUCAGAUUAAAUUUUAAUUGUCAUUGUCAGUGUACAGUACAGAGACAACGAAAUGCAUUUAGCAUCUCCCUGGAAGAGCGACAUAGCAAACGAUUUGAAUAAAUAAUAAUAAGUGUCCGGGGGGGGGUGGUGAUUGGCAGUCACCGAGGUACGUUGUUGAGUAGAGUGACAGCCGCCGGAAAGAAGCUGUUCCUCGACCUGCUGGUUCGGCAACGGAGAGACCUGUAGCGCCUCCCGGAUGGUAGGAGGGUAAACAGUCCAUGGUUGGGGUGAGAGUAGUCCUUGGCGAUGCUGAGCGCCCUCCACAGACAGCGCUUGCUUUGGACAGACUCAAUGGAGGGGAGCGAGGAACCGGUGAUGCGUUGGGCAAUUUUCACCACCCUCUGCAAUGCCUUCCGGUCGGAGACAGAGCAGUUGCCAUACCAUACUGUGAUGCAGUUGGUAAGGAUGCUCUCGAUGGUGCAGCGGUAGAAGUUCACCAGGAUCUGAGGAGACAGAUGGACCUUCUUCAGUCUCCUCAGGAAGAAGAGACGCUGAUGAGCCUUCUUGAUCAGAGUAGAGGUAUUGUGGGUCCAAGAGAGGUCAUCGGAGAUGUUGACUCCCAGGAACCUGAAGCUAGAAACACGUUCCACCUCCGUCCCGUUAAUGUGGAUGGGGGUGUGCGUGCCGCCUCUGGACUUCCUGAAGUCCAGCUGAAAAAAGCUGCUUUUAUGUUUGUCUGUGGCAGCUUUGACAGUCUGGAGUUGCCUUCCAGAUGGAAAUGAUUCAAAGAGUUUGUGUCCAGGGUGAGAGGGGUCAGAGAUGAUCUUACCCGCUCGCUUCCUGGCCCUUGCAGUGUACAGUUCGUCAAUGGAGGGAAGGUCGCAGCCAAUAACCUCAGCUGAUCGGAUGAUUAGCUGUAGCCUCUGGAUGUCAUGCUUGGGCUACGAUUGAACAGAUGAAAUUGAAUUGAAAGAUAAGGUAUGGAAACAGGCCCUUUGGCCCAUUGAGUCCACGUUGCCCAUUGAUCACCCAUUCAAACUAGUUUUGGGGGCAAAUUACAGAGGCCAAAUAACCUACAAACCCGCACUUCCUUGGGAUGUGGGAGGAAAGUGGAGCACCGGGAGGAAACCCACGCAGUCACAGAGAGAAAGUGUAAACUCCAUACAGACGGCACCUGAGGUCAGCAUUGAACCUGGGUUUCUGGCGCUGUGAGGCAGCGGUUCUACCAGCUGUUGAAGAGAUACUCGUGUGAACCUAGAGUGCUUGGAAUGUUAUAUACCUUGGGUGUCGUAAUGGCUGAGCUUGACUUGACCACGCGGUCUCAACAUUGCAUUUCUAACGGGUCUUUUACUACAUAAUGCACAGUAAUUCUUUCCUUUCUAGGGUAGAUAUUGUGAAACUAGCUAUUAUUCUUAUGGAAUCCUAGUAUAGAAGAGACCAAAGCAAGUUGCUUCCCAGUCAACAAACAAUCUGCUGGAGGAGGUUAGUAGGUUUAGCAGUAUCUGUGGGCGGGAAAUGAAGUUUUGACAUUUUGGGUCAAAACAUUGCAUCAAUUUAGAUAUGGGGUUAUGACCUGAAAUGUUGACAAUUUCUUUCCCCUUACACAUUUUAGUUUUUGUUUAGUUUAGAGAUACAGCGCAGAAACAGGCCUGUGGUCCCAACGAGUCCGUACUGACCAACAAUCCCUGCAUGGGGGGGGAAUGUACAGACAGUACCUAUAGUCAGGAUCAAACGCGGGUCUCUGGCACUGUAAGGCAGCAACUCUACCGCUGCACCACUGUGCCGCCAAACCCACUGUUCAACCCGCUGAAUUCCUCCAGCAGAUUGUUUGUUGCUCCAGAUUCCAGACCUGCAAUCUUUUAUGUCUCUUGCUUUCUAUCAAGCGUUCAUGAGUUCAAGAGAGUUUAUUGUUAUGUGUCCCUGACAGGACAAUGAAAUUCUUGCUUUGCUUUAGCACACCAGAACAUAGCACAGAACAGAUCAGUGUGUCCAUAUGCCAUUGUAUAAAUAUAUACACACAUGAAUAAAUAAACUGAUAAAGUGCAAAUAAUCAGAUUAUGGGCUAUGAAUGUUCAGAGUUUUGUCCGAGCCAAGUUUAAUAGCCUGAUGGCUGUGGGGUAGAAGCUAUUCCUGAACCUGGUCGUUGCAGUCUUCAGGCUCCUGUACCUUCUACCUGAAGAUAGCGGGGAGAUGAGUGUAUGGCCCGGAUGGUGUGGGUCCUUGAUGAUGCUGCCAGCCUUUUUGAGGCAGCGACUGGGAUAGAUCCCCUCGAUGGAAGGGAGGUCAGAGCCGAUGAUGGACUGGGCAGUGUUUACUACACUUUGUAGUCUUUUCCGCUCCAGGGUGCUCAAGUUGCCGAACCAAGCCACAAUGCAACCGGUCAGCAUGCUCUCUACUGUGCACCUGUAGAAGUUAGAGAGAGUCCUCCUAGACAUACCGCCUCUGCGUAUUCUUCUCAGGAAGUAGAGGCGCUGAUGUGCUUUCUUUAUGAUUGCAUCAAUGUUCUCGGACCAGGAAAGAUCUUCAGAGAUGUGCACGCCCAGGAAUUUGAAGCUCUUGACCCUUUCCACCAUCGACCCGUUGAUAUAAACGGGACUGUGGGUCCCCAUCCUACCCCUUCCAAAGUUCAUAAUCAGUUCCUUGGUUUUGCUGGUGUUGAGGGCCAGCUUAUUGUGCUGGCACCAUUUGGUCAGUCGGUCAAUCUCACUUCUGUACUCUGACUCGUCCCCAUCAGUGAUAUGUCCCACAACAUAGUAUGGAGUGAGUACAGCAGGGGGCUGAGCACGCAGCCUUGAGGUGCUCCCAUGCUGAUUGUUAUCGAGUCUGAUACAUUUCCACCAAUACGAACUGACUGUGGUCUGUGAAUGAGGAAGUCGAGGAUCCAAUUGCAGAGGGAUGGGCAGAGGCCGAGUUCUGCGAGUUUGGUAACCAGUUUGGAGGGGAUGAUUGUAUUAAAUGCCGAGCUGUAAUCAAUGAAUAACAGCCUGACAUAUGAGUUUUUGUUGUCCAAGUGGUCCAGAGCAGAGUGGAGAGCCAGCGAGAUCGUUUCCACUGUUGAUCUGUUGUAGCGGUAAACGAACUGCAGUGGGUCCAGGUUUUUGUCGAGGUAGGAGUUGAUUUGCGCCAUGAUCAACCUCUCAAAGCACUUCAUCACCACCGGCGUUAGUGCCACUGGUCGAUAGUCAUUGAGGCACGUCACCUUGCUCUUCUCGGGCACCGGUAUAAUUGAUGCCCUUUUAAAGCAGGUGGGAACCUCAGACCUCAAAAGUGAGAGGUUGAAAAUGUCCGUAAAAACUCCAGCCAAUUGGUCCGCACAGGUUUUUAGAACACGACCGGGUAUACCAUCCGGUCCAGGCGCUUUUCGAGAGUUCACCACUCUGAAGGAUUUUUUGACGUCGGCCUCUGUGACUGUGACUGAAAUACCAUCACAGCGAAUGGGGGUUCGAGAAGGCACAUCGGUGUUCUCCCGAUCAAAGUGCGUAAAACGCAUUGAGCUCGUCAGGGAGUGAUGUUUUGCCAACAUUCGAGCUGCCUCCUGAUUUCGCCUUGUAGGAGGUGAUUGCAUUCAAGCCCCGCCACAGCUGCUGAACAUCUGUCUCAUCCUCCAGUUUGGAGCAGAAGUCCCUCUUGGCCUUUUUGAUGACCUUACCAAGGUCGUAUCUGGACUUCUUGUAGACCACUGUAUCAUCAGACAUGAAUGCCCGGUGUCUGGUCUUCAGAAGAGUACGUAUCUCAUUGUUCAUUCAAGGCUUCUGAUUGGGAAACACUUGGAAGGUUUUUGUUGGGAUGCAUUCCUCCACACAUUUCUUCAUGAAGUCUGUAACGACUGUGGCGUAUUCAUUCAGGUCCGUUGCCGAGUCCCUGAACAUUGCCCAGUCUACAGACUCCAAACAGUCCUGGAGUUGUUCCACUUGUUUCUCUAUACUGGAAUGAGGCGGGCACUUUUUAUGUGUAGGAAAGAACUGCAGACGCUGGUUUAAAUGGAAGGUAGACACAAAAUGUGGGAGUAACUCAGUGGGACAGGCAGCAUCUCUGAAGAGAAGGAAUGGGUGACGUUUCGGGUCGAGUCCCGUCUGAAGUCUAAAGAAGGGUUUCAACCCAAAACGUCGCCCAUUCCUUCUCUCCAGAGAUGCUGCCUGUUCCGUUGAGUUACUCCAGCAUUUUGUGUCUACCUCCGGGCAAUUUUUAUUCUCUGCACGGUUUGUUAAUUAGUAUGAGAUCGUGCCUUACAAAGGAAAUGUUCAAGGAAUUUCAGUUUUACAUAGGCGUUUAGAACAUGCUGUCGGGGAUGGUGGUAGAGGCAGUCACGAUAGUUACAUUUAAGAGAAUGUUAGAUAGGCAGGGUAUGGAGGGAUAUGAAUCACUUGCAACAUGUUCAGCAUGAACAUUGUGGCCGAAGGGCUUGUUCUUGUGCUGUGCUGUUCAAAGUUCCAUGUAACACUUUAAAAAAAAUGCAUUUCCAUGACUGUUUUAUGCGGAAUACACUAGUUUAAGCCUAGAAACCUCUCGAGGGUAGUAUUGUGAAACACAUACACAGGGAUUUAAAUUUACUUCUAAUCUAUUGCACAGAAAAGUCGCUUGCAUACAGGCAGAUAUGUUCUUGUCUGAGUCGUCAGUGUUUUGGCAGAAGUGCUUAUGUGGGCUGGGCUUGUUUUCUCGGGCUGCACCUCUCUGCGCAACAUGGUUGGUUAAAUCCUCUCGCAUAAGCGGGAAGUGGUUUCCCUGGUUUCAAAACUGGUCACUGGAUUACGUGUAGGUACUUUCCAGAUAUUGUGCAAUGUUGCUUGUCGCAGCCAAUGUGAGAUGUGUAUCCCCAGUGACAGCUGUUCCUGCUGUGAAACUCUGGGUGUAGUAGGAAGAGUGCAAGUCUGUUGAGUUCUUACGUGCUCACUGACGAUUGCUGGCAGAAACACCAUUAAAUUACUAAUGUGAGGAUACACUGUCUUAAAAUGUGGUCGCAUUUAAACCCUGCGUACUAUGACAAAAUUCAAGAAGCACAAAAAGAAUUGCAGGUUCCAGAGACUGCACAGAAACGUUUGCAAAUUGCUGACGGCCCAAAAAAAGAAUCCCAAGAGCCGCGAAGAAAAGGAAAACCAAACGCAGCCAAAGGUGUAAAGCGAAAGAAAGUCGUGGCCGAAAAUGUGACGAAGAAAAUCCCCAAAUCAUUUGUGAAAACUCUGUUAAAAUUAAGUAAGGAUGGGCAAAGUGCGGAGGCAGCCUUUUCUGUCGAUGGUGUCCCAACUGCUGCUUCACCAUUGAAUAAGGAACCUUUGCUUGACCAAAAUGGUGGAUUGGAGAGAGAAGGAGAACUCGGACAAGAAUAUUGUGAGGACCUAAACUUUGCCAGUGAGGCGACGGUGGCUCGGGCGGGCAAACCACUGCAGAGAAAGAUCUUGGCGUCACAGCAUUCAGUCGAGUCGUGCAACAGAUCUCCAAAUUGGAAAGCUUGCCAACUGGACACCGAUGCAACCUUGAAAUUGUUGGUGGCGGAGAAGCCCCCCUCGCCAAUCUACGAGCACCCACAGCACCAGAUUCAAUGUCUCUCUCUGCUGCGUAAGCAUUGGAUCAUCAAAACCGAGAGCAAAAGCUGCAGUGCGAACGGGAGCUCCCCUGACGCUAGCUCCGCCUUCGACGUCCUAUUGAAGGCGAUGGAGCCGGAACUGAAAACGCUGUCAAAGGUGAAGUUUCCUGCAGCCGACUCGGGUUCCAGGAAGUCGGACUUUGGCAUCGUAUCCCAGGGGGCGUCGGGUGGAGCAUCAUCAGUCACCGCACAGACCCCCAGCCGGCCCUCUGCAUGUAAAUCUGAAUUAGCAGCGGACCCACAAUACUAUUCCAAUGCCGCUCAAAUUGUGGCCAAAUCAGGGAACAGACAGCAAGGAGCGGGCCAGCCGACGUCUCACGUCCACUACCAGCAGGCACGGCAUGUUCUGCAUGUUAAACAAGAGCAACAACGUGCCUCAUCUCCGAGGUUUAACGGAUCACCCACACACCAGCAGAAUCAAGGCAAGCACCAUUUCCAACCCACGUACAAUUUGACCAUGACCUCCCUCGGUCAGUCUCAGACCACUGUCAUGCCAUAUAGACUACAUCAAAGCCAGCUUCUGGUCAAUUCAAAUCAGCACAUGGCCCAUAAUCCACCUAAUAGUGAUCACAAGGGAUCUAGUUACAAGCAGCUGCAGUUGACGUCUGUUCUCAACUCUGGGGUGGAACAAGCAUCCAAUAGUUUGCUCAAGGACCAGAAGCCUAAAAAGCAGGGGAAGUAUAUUUGCGAGUACUGCAACAGGGCAUGUGCCAAGCCGAGCGUUCUCCAGAAACACAUUCGUUCUCACACCGGGGAACGGCCCUACCCUUGCGUUACCUGUGGCUUUUCAUUCAAGACCAAAAGCAACUUGUACAAGCACAAGAAGUCCCACGCUCACGCUAUCAAGCUUGGUCUCGUCUUGAGGACAGGGGGCAGCAGUACUUCAGUGUCGCAGGACUCUGAGCGGGGGGUCAGCAUGCAGUCAGACGUGGAGGAGAGCUGCGACAGUGAGGCCGACUCCACGUCCGAGGAAAGAUAUUUUGACCAGAAGCACUGUGGUGAGCAGGAUGCCGCACAAGUGUCCAGCGAUGUAUCCUAUUCAGAGGCAGCUGCAGCUUUCCCCGGGGACCUCUCGUCCUCCAGCAAGUUGGGAAACAAAGCCGGCGGCUACGACUCCUACGAGUCUGUCGCCCCGCACGAAGGAACGGAGUCGAGAGUUGCAGCCGCGUUGCCGAAGGUGGUGGUCUACCCGGUGAACGUUUCCCCCGCCAGGGCUGACAGUCCACGGGUAACGGGAGCGGCUCCAGAACCAGUCCACCCGCAGCAGCAGGUAAACCCGCAGGCCGCCAAAACGGAGCCGACCUCGGCUUGGGUGUCUUGGACGAAGCAAGACCCCGGUGGAAACGGCAAGCGGCAGGUGGAAAUGAGCCCGCCGGAGGAAGAUAAGGCCCAGUCAGUGACUCCGCACGGCCAGCUUCAAAGGCAGCAGGCCACUGAACAGGGCAAGCAUCACUUGAGCCCUCGAAGUUUAGGGAGCACUGAUUCAGGUUAUUUCUCCCGUUCCGAGAGUGCGGAUCAACAAAUGAGCCCACUCAGUCCCUUUGUCAAGUCACUGGCCACCACCGAGGGCACGUUUCCUUGUCCACCUCACAGCAAUCAAAUCAUGGCCACUGUGUUACAGAUGAACUCCAUCUCAGUUGAGAAGCUGUCCAAAUCCACAGCUCCGGUUCGUGCUCAGAUAGCAACCAAGAUGCUUGAAGAACGCAUUUCCAAGUUGAUAUCCGACAAUGAAGCAGUAGUGGACGAUAAACAGCUGGAUAGUGUCAAACCAAGAAGAACGUCUCUUUCUAGAAGAGGAAGCAUAGACUCACCAAAACCAUAUACGUUCAAAGAUUCAUUCCAAUUCGAUCUACGGCCUCUUCAUUCAGGAAGAAGAACAAGCUCCAGUUCUGAUAUUCCCAAGUCCCCUUUUACACCUACUGACAAGUCAAAGCAAGUGUUCCUCUUGUCAGUUCCUCCUCCGUUUCCUUCUCUUGACUGUUUGCCCAUCACUAGAAGCAAUUCGAUGCCCGCUACUCCAGCAAACUUUGGCGUGCCCGCCAACGUAACGCUAGCUGCUCACCCGCUCCGAGGAAGCCAGUCGUUCGACGAUAAAAUCACCGGUUCAUUUAGCGACGAUGUCUUCAUACCCGGACCGCAGACGCCCAUGCACCUUGUCCAUCCCCGGACCCUUGUCAGGCAGACCGCCGUGGAAGACCCGUCGACCAGCGAGGGCCAGGGCUUUGCCUCCACACGCUCCAUGGACGAGGGUUUCCAGAGGAGCGCCUUGGCCGCGGGGCUUCUGAUGCCGAGGAGCAAAUCGUUUGAGCACGGAACACGAGCACAGGAGAAAGGGAGAAAGCCGCAAGGCCGGGGCUCCAUGUACGAGUGCGAGACGUGCAGAAACAGGUACAGAAAGCUGGAGAACUUUGAGAACCACAAGAAGUUCUACUGCUCAGAGCUUCACGGGCCAAAGGUUAAACCCAUGGCCACAAAGGAUUCGGAGCAGGAGGCAAUAUCACGCAGUAUGUCCCCUCAGUUGCUACACUACAGGGUGAUGGGAGCGGCGGGGGUACUCCAGCAACCACCGAAGAUGAGGAAAAGGAAGAAAAUUAAAAGUAUUGGUGACGAUGAUGAACCUCCACCCAGCGUGGGCACCGGGACAAGCACCGUGAACCAGGAACCUUUGUCGGAUCGGUUAAGUGCCGCUGCCGUUGAUGCAUCUCACCGGAACAAGGUAACCGGUAGUAUCCCAUCCACCAGCGUCAGGGCAAAAACUCCACCAGGAGAACGCCUCCAGGCGGGCGACAAGGAACAUCUCCCGGAGGACCCGGUGUCCUUCAGCAACGAGAUUCAAACCAAACCAUUACCCUCGCCGUCCCAAGAACGAGAGCUAAGCAGGACCAGCAGUGGCGUGUCUGUAAUCCAGCACACAAAUUCGUUGAGUAGACCCAGUUCAUUUGAACACUCGGAAUCUGUGGACAAAUGUUCUCCCGUCCCCGUGCAAGAGAAAGAGGCCCUUCGUGAAACGGCGCAGCUCUCACUGUUCACGAGCGAGAAAGAAGAUGCCUGCAGCCAGCCCACUUGCCAACCACAACCCAACCCCGGAAUAUCGAGGGCAGCAACCUGCGAACUGUCGAGAUCGUCGUCCGCUGACUGCACGUCGCUGCAGCCGUCGAGGCUGGUGCGGCAACAUAACAUCCAGGUGCCGGAGAUUUUGGUGACGGAGGAGCCGGACCAGGAGCAGGAAGCGCAAGGCAACGAGCCGGCAGAGAAAUUCCACUGGCCGCAGAGGAGCGAGACUCUCUCAAACCUGCCGACCGAGAAGCUGCCGCCAAAAAAGAAACGGAUCCGCUUGGCUGAGAUGGAGCACUCAUCCGGGGAAUCCAGCUUUGACUCCACCCUAUCCAGGAGCUUCAGCCAGGAUAGCAACCUGUCUUGUUCCAGUCUCUCAGCCUCAUUUGAUAAGGAGGACCUUCCAAGGACUGAAAGCCCUUCGAAGCUGGAAGCACUUAGUAAGUCGCCCGAACUGGCUCUGGUUAGUCGGUCAAAUACCCUUGGCGUUCCCAACGCACAUUACAGAGAGAUGAGACGAGCUGCGUCUGAACAGAGCAACAGCGUGCCUUCCUCUACAGAGCUCACCACAGGGAUCCGGAGCAAGUCAUUUGAUUGUGGUAUCAUAUCCACAACAAUAUCCCCAUCGCCAGAGGUUUCCAUGGAGAUUAUUUCCACAGUGGCUUCUGAAAUAUUUGCUUCUAGCUCGGUCUCCCUGAUUGAGAGGAGAAGAGGUCCUCUUUUACGGCAGAUGUCUUUGAGCAUUGGCCCAGACAUUCCCCAACCUCAGGUUUUGGCUUCCAGUUUAUUCCACCAAAACCUAACUCUGCAGGUGGCAGCCCUGCCACAAAUCAAGCGGUCCUUAUCGAAUAGGUUAUCCCCCGUGUCCUUCUUAACUUCACAUCACCCGCUGUCGUAUGUUACGCAAGUCCAACACGUAGUACACCCUGAGCCACAGUCUUCAGUGCAAGAAAUAAACGCAAAUAACCAAACCCAAGUCAAACAACCUUUCGUUCAAACAUCUUCUCUUGCUCAGAGGUCUGAGACAUGUUGCGUUGCCCAAGGAAACCUAACAGUAAUGCCUGCAAAAAUAACAGCAGAUCAACAGAAAUUGUGCUCAAUUAUAUCUCUUCCUCCUGGAAAUGAACGUAACAUAUAUGCUCCUAAAUAUCAGCUUCAAAUUGUUCAAAGCCAAUCCUGCCAGGCGUGUGUUCUUCCUCAUGUUACAACCCAGGCGCCAGUCAUUCCCCUAUCUAUUCCACUUGCUCUCAGAUCAUGUGCGGUCACUCCCAAUAUUACAACUAAAUCUCUGGAGAUUAUCUCAAACUUGUACUUGGUCCCCCCAGUUCAGCAUGUCCACCCUGGCCAGGUAUCUACCCAGUUACUGCCUGCUGCUGCUUCUCUGAUCAGGCCCAUUGGCAUCCAGUGCACACAACCCACGUACAACACUGCCAUUCGUUCAACCUUGCCUCAGAUUCUGGUCACACAAGAUCAAACGAACCAGCAGGCCCUGGUCAUCUGUAAAUUCGACGAUCCACUAAAUUCAAACGCUCCCGAGGAUUAUCUGGAAGGCCAAAAGAAUGAAAUUAAGAUGUCUGCUAUUGCGGAAAAUUGUCACUCACUUAUCGAUAGUAGAACUGCACUCGUGGCAAGUGGAUCCAAAAUGGCGUCUGACUGUCUGCUCGCGCAAGAACCGACAGGAACGAGUAAACGCAUGCUGUCGCCAGCAAAUAGUUUAGAUAUUGCGAUGGAAAAACACCAGAAACGGGUUAAGGAUGAAAGCGGCUCUGCAAGUUCUGGUAAAGUGACACAGGUGCCGUUGCAAAGCACCAAAUCUGUUGAAAUGAAUAAGCUGAAGAAGCCCAUGUUGGUGAGGCAGCAUUGCACAACCGAUCAAGUGGAGAGCUCGCUGCCUGCUGAGCAGGAAGGCCCUCUGAAAAACAACUUGCAAAUCUUAGAGCUCAACAGCUCGCCUCUUCACCAGCUGCCAGCUCUGCCUAAAGAAACUCUGCAGUCUGAGGGUUCUACCUCGUCUUCGGGGACUGUGAUUCAAAAAUCACCCAGAACCGCUUUCUCCAGUUCCCCACAGGCAAUUACUACUCUGUUGAAAUCAGUCACUAAUACUCAGGGUGAUACGUCUGCAUCCAGUAACGACCAAAUGCAACUAGUAAACAGUCAGGCCCAAAUCGAAAUGAGAGUUUCCUUCCCAGUCACAAGUACACGAGAUGUACAAUGUGCCACACUCUCCACUCUGAAGACUUCAACAAAUUUUAGUUGGUGUUACCUGAAAAAGUGCAAGCCGUUACAUACCCAGCAGGUGGACAAAAAACUCUCUGCCUACUCAACUUGGCAUAUCAGCCCUCACAAUCCCAAUCCAAUGGGAUUACCCACUAAAGUCAUACUUGGUCUUCUCAACUCAAAGCAGAAGAUCAAAAAAAUGAUGUACACGCAAGCGAAAAGCACGCUGCUUCAUUCUGGCAUAUUGGUGUCUUCAAGCAAAUGGAAAGCUGACAAAUCCAAGGCACUUGCCAACCGAACAGUGGCAAUUAGUGAACACAACAGCAAAGACAAGUACGACAAUCAAGGUGGUGAUUCUGACAAAGAUCAUGCUGUCAUUGAACCCAGGCGAAUCAAGAUCUUCGAUGGGGGAUUUAAGUCGAAUGAAGAGUACGUGUAUGUUCGGGGCCGAGGGAGGGGCAAGUACAUCUGUGAGGAAUGUGGGAUACGCUGCAAGAAGCCCAGUAUGUUGAGGAAACAUAUCCGCACGCAUACAGACCUUCGUCCUUAUCAUUGCAACUACUGCAACUUCUCCUUCAAAACUAAAGGAAACUUGACCAAACACAUGAAAUCCAAGACUCAUAGCAAGAAGUGCAUGGAAAUAGGUGUGUCAGCUGGCCCGUUCGAUGAUCAAGACACGGAUGACUCAGGUGAUAAACCAAGAGGUGGAAACGAGUGCACGUACUCGGACGCUGAAGACUCGGACUGUCAGGAUGAGGAAGAUUAUGAAGUCGACGACGAUGAUGAAGACAGCCAGGGGGACGUGGGGCUGUCAGCCACUCCCUCGGUAGCAGCCAGCCCCCAGCACAGCAUGCAGCGGAACGACCAGCUUGGCACCUUGAACGCUGCCUCGGCCUCUCUGAUGGCCCAUGCUGUGAGGACAGCAGAGGACUGCUUGAGGCAGGCCCACCAUCUCGACAGGCUGCCCAGCGAUGCUUGGCUGGGACAGACCGCGAGAGACACCCAUUGGUACGGGGCGGAAGAGGAGACAAACAUAUUCCCUUCAGCUGGAGGUGACCUGCCCAACACUGGGCCAAAGUCCACAGCUGAAACACUUGGAAGGAGAACCGUAGAUGACUCAAAGAUUUUCCCUUCAUCGAUCACCCUUCCCCCACAGAUGGUCCAGGAGAGGCAGUUGGCGUGCUCUUCCCCCAUGAGUAGUGCGUACAGGUUGGACGUUGAGCAGCAGAGGCAGCAGCAAGAAGCGAUGGGUGAGGAGCAAGUGCAUCUGUUCAGCCACUUGCCCCUUCACUCUCAGCAGCAGGUGAAGACUCCGUACAGCAUGGUGCCCGUGGGUGGCAUCCAGUUAGUCCACGCCGGUCUGGCCGCAUACUCCACCUUUGUGCCCAUCCGGGCCGGUCCCGUCCAGCUCAGCAUCCCGGCUAUGAGCAUCCUUCACCAGACCUCCUGCUGCCAAGGCAGCACCGAUGUACCGGGCCACGCCAAGCCAGCCAGGGAUGCGGAGACGGAGAUGCUCCUCGCACAGGUCAACUCCACCGUCGAGCAGAGUGCAAACACCUCAGAUUUCCAACUGGCUAAAGCUUCGUGUGCAGAGACGCUGCGGCCUCUGGAUUUGGUCAAUUUGAGCACAGGUUCACAGGUGUCCCCUUCAGGCCUUUCAUUUAAGACUGUGGACCUCCAAGUGUUGGCCACCAACCCGCAGGCUCGGUGCUCACCGAGUGUGCAAGCCCACACGCCAGGGGUACACAUCAUGAACAUCACACUGCCUCCACCGGCACCAGCCCUCCCUGCGGGCGCCGAGGCUCAAACAAGCAGCGAGAAGCACUGCACGCAAAUGGAUUUCACAACCAGCAACAGACAAGCACCAGUUAGCCUUCCGCUUGAAGCUUCCACCCAUCAGAUGGGCCGCACGCAACUCUCUCAGGUUUCCCACCAGACCCAGGCUUGCAGCCAGAAGACAGCCCCCCCUAGCUGGAAACCCAAUCACCCCGGCACAGCGCCGGAGUGCGGCUACAGAAGCACGCAACUCGCGGCAAUCCAUAACAAACCGAGUGCUACAGCCUUGAUAAACUCUGCCCUGGGACACUCGCGCACGGACACACAAGAGGUGACCAGGUCUCCCGUUCAUUGGACUGCUUCUCCAGAGAAAGCAAGGGGCAAGCCUGUGGGACUGGCACGGGGCACGGUGCAGUACAGUGACGUCAGCAGCGAUGACGAAGACAGAUUAGUAAUAGCCACAUGAAAACCUUUUUUUGCAGACACUUUUUUUGUGCAGAUAUCCCACCCUUUUUUUUAUAAAAAGAAAAAGAUGACCGACACUUCCUGGUUUCUUACUCCGAGAACUCUCUUUGCCCAAAAGCACACUUUUUGAUGUAGAUAUAAUGUUUGUGCAAUUGUAAUCUAAGACCAACUUGGGAGAACGCCGUGGUUUUUGCUCCUUGUCCAGUCCGGCCAUUUUUGUAUAUGUUGUAUAAAAAAAUUGUGCCUUUCAGAUUUCUUGUUUUUCGAAAUUGUACAGAUGAUAAACUAUACAAAAAAGUAGUUGCUUGUGCUUAAUAUUUUUUUUUACAAUGUGCGGUGUUAUCGUAAGGAACAUGAUUACAUGUGGCACUGAUAAUGUAAAUUUCUAUGGCUACGGGGCAGUCUUUCUGUGUACAGGCAAGAAUUGUAUACCAGCUGAUAUUUAUUGUACGCAUAUUUUGGAUCCAUGAUCUGUUCUUACCUUGCUGGGAGCUAGCUGUUUUAACUUCAGGCAAAUUCACUCCAAAAUAAAUGAGAUCAUGUGAAACAGUUUGCAGAAAAUCCAAUAUUCUUUGCUGAUUUUCCAGCUAUUACAGUUUCCGGACAUGGUACAUAGAAUAUUGCACUUGGUACGACAUU
Molecule: messenger RNA, 14472 nt
Organism: Leucoraja erinaceus (little skate)
Lineage: Eukaryota; Metazoa; Chordata; Chondrichthyes; Rajiformes; Rajidae
Gene: hivep1
Product: HIVEP zinc finger 1
Exons: 8
Coding region: 5690-13834 (2714 amino acids)
Biological process (GO): regulation of transcription by RNA polymerase II
Cellular component (GO): nucleus
Molecular function (GO): DNA-binding transcription factor activity, RNA polymerase II-specific; RNA polymerase II cis-regulatory region sequence-specific DNA binding
Source: RefSeq, a predicted model, not a curated record